AUGCUUGGCUCCUCCGACCUAUACAAACACGUACUCUCAAUAGUGGAGAAAUGCACUCACCUCAACCACCUUAAGCAACUCCAGGCCCAUAUCAUAACCCUUGGUUACAGCCAAACCCAAUUCUAUCAAUUCAAGCUCGUUCGAUUGUGCACCAUCUCUCUCACUAACCUCAACUACGCUCGCUACAUCUUCGACAACCUCAAAUCCCCCAAUGUCUACCUCUACACCGCCAUGAUAACCGCUUACUCAUCUUUGCCCGAUCCCGAGUCAUCCCUUCUCUUAUACCGUGACAUGGUUCGUAAAGGACGCCCCAAACCCAACCAAUUUAUAUACCCGCAUGUUUUGAAGUCUUGUCCUGAAGCGGUAAAGUCUUAUGGGACUGAAUUGGUGCAUGUCCAUAUUGUGAAAACUGGUUUUGGGAAACACCCAAUUGUGCAAACUUCUCUUUUGGACUCGUACUCGAGGUUUUGUUCGAAUGUAAAUGGCGCAAGAGGGUUGUUUGAUGAAAUGUCUGAAAGGAAUGUCGUUUCGUGGACUGCUAUGAUUUCUGGGUAUACAAGAGUUGGCCAAAUAGGCAAUGCCGUAUCGCUUUUUGAGGAAAUGCCAGAGAGAGAUAUUCCUUCUUGGAACGCUGUUAUUGCAGGGUGCACGCAAAAUGGGAUGUUUACUGAGGCAAUUUCACUAUUUAGGAGGAUGGUAGUGGAGGAAGGGGAGGUUUUGGGGAAUAGGCCGAAUCAGGUUACAGUUGUUUGUGCGCUUUCCGCUUGCGGACAUACUGGAACUCUCCAGCUUGGCAGAUGUAUACAUGGUUUUACAUAUAGAUGUGGUCUUAAUCCUGAUUUGUUUAUAUCCAAUGCUUUGGUUGAUAUGUAUGGGAAAUGUGGUACUUUAGUACAAGCAAGAAGGGUUUUUGAUAAGGCUCUGAAGAGAAGCUUGACAUCGUGGAAUUCUAUGAUCAAUUGCUUUGGGCUGCAUGGACAAAGUGAGAGAUCGAUUGGUGUUUUUGAGGAGAUGAUGGAGUGUAAAGAUAAGGUAAGACCAGAUGCAGUUACCUUUAUUGGCUUGUUAAAUGCUUGUACACAUGGGGGUUUGGUUGAACAAGGCCGUGCAUAUUUUGAUAUGAUGAUUACUGAUUACGCAAUUGAGCCACGAAUAGAGCACUAUGGAUGUUUGAUAGAUCUACUUGGUCGAGCAGGUCAAUUUGAAGAAGCCAUGGAAGUUGUGGAGGGAAUGAGGAUCCCACCUGAUGAGGUUGUAUGGGGUUCCCUGCUUAAUGGGUGCAAGAUUCAUGGACAUACAGAUUUGGCAGAAUUUGCGGUGAAGAAGUUGAUUGAGAUUGAUCCAAAUAAUGGUGGUUAUCAGAUUAUGUUGGCAAAUGUAUAUGGGGAGAUAGGGAAGUGGGAUGAAGUACGGAAAGUCAGGAAGAAGUUGACAGAGCAGCAUGCUUCUAAGACACCUGGUUGCAGUUGGAUUGAGGUUGAUAACAAAGUUCACCAAUUUUAUUCUGUGGAUAAAACGCAUCCCAGAACGGAGGAGAUAUACACAGUUUUGGAAUGUCUGAUUUCUGCCAGACCUUGUCUCCAAUUUGGUUCGUGCUGGAGGAGGAUGGUGGGCAGAGUACAGCAAGCCAGCACGUGCCAAGCAACUGUCAAUUAUGGAAUCUCUGAUGGGGACACUGCAUAUUGGCAAAGGCAGUACUUCAGUGACUAUGUCGCAGCCAUUUCUGUGCUGCUGAAGAGGUCAGUCAUAGGCAUGGGCCUGUUGCUCAAGGCCGGUCUUCUUCCUUGUGAUGAUCCAUUCUAUGUGAGAGACAGUGCAAAUGGUAUUAGAAACCCUGUGGGCAGGCCCAUGCUUAUGCACCCAUUCACGGUUCAUUAG
Ilex paraguariensis (yerba mate) is the source of this 1878-nucleotide messenger RNA. NCBI's taxonomy places the organism in Eukaryota, Viridiplantae, Streptophyta, Magnoliopsida, Aquifoliales, Aquifoliaceae. The record is from the annotation of a GenBank genome assembly.